AUGACUAUUGAAGAAUACUAUAAAGAGAUGGAGAUGACAUUGAUGAGAGCCUGCAUAGAGGAAGAAUAUGAAGCAACAAUGGUUUGUUUUCUGAAUGGCCUAAACAUUGAUAAUAGGGAUGUUGUGGAAUUGCAAGAAUAUGUGGAGAUGGAAGAUUUGUUGUACAAGGUUGUACAGGUUGAACAACAGCUAAAGAGAAAAGGUAUAGCAAGGAAGAAUUCUUCCAGUUCUUAUAAUCCAAACUGGAAGGAUAGAUCUAAGAAGAAAGGAGGAAAUUCAUUUAGUUCAGCAGUGACUCCUCCACAAAGGAAAUCACCAACAAAGCUAAAUACAUAUGUUUUCCCCACUAGAACUAGAAACAUCAAAUGCUUCAAAUGCUUGGGAAGAGGACAUAUUGCUUCUGAAUGCCCAACCAGGAGGAUCAUGAUCAUGAAGGAGGAUGGGCAAAUCACUAGUGAAUCUAAACCUGAUGAAGAAGAAGUGGAGGAAAAGUUAGAAGAGGAAGCAUUACAGGGUGAUAUACUAAUGGUAAGGAGGUUGUUGGGAAGUCAGAUACAACCACUUGAGCAAACCCAAAGGGAAAAUAUUUUCCACACUAGAUGUUCCAUCAAAGGUAAAUUAUGCUCUUUAAUAGUUGAUGGUGGAAGCUGUACUAAUGUGGCUAGUUCCAAAUUGGUAUCUAAAUUAAAUUUGGGAACCAAACCACAUCCUAGGCCAUACAAACUUCAAUGGCUUAGUGAAGAUGGAGAGAUGAAAGUAACUCAGCAGGUUGAGGUAUGCUUCUCAAUUGGAAGUGUUGAAUUUCUUUUGCAAGAAUAUAAGGAUGUGUUUCCAAAGGAGUUACUAAAUGGAUUGCCACCUUUGAGGGGAAUUAAACACCAUAUUGAUCUCAUUCCAAGAGUGUCAUUGCCCAACCGACUAGUAUAUAGAAGUAAUCCCCAAGAGACCAAAGAGAUCCAAAGGCAAGUCGAAAAAUUGAUGAGCAAAGGAUGGGUACAAGAGAGCAUGAGCCCAUGUGCAGUUCCACUCAUUUUAGUCCCUAAGAAGGAUGGAACAUGGAGGAUGUGCACUGAUUGUAGAGCCAUCAACAACAUCACAGUUAAGUAUAGGCAUCCUAUUCCUAGGUUAGAUGACUUAUUGGAUGAAUUGCAUGGUGCUUGUAUUUUCUCUACAAUUGACUUGAAAAGUGGGUACCAUCAAAUUAGGAUUAGGGAAGGGGAUGAAUGGAAAAGUGCCUUUAAAACUAAGUAUGGUUUGUAUGAGUGGCUAGUGAUACCCUUUGGGUUAAAUUAUGCCCCCAGCACUUUUAUGAGAUUGAUGAACCAUGUCUUAAAGGAAUUUUUAGGCAAAUGUGUUGUGGUGUACUUUGAUGAUAUUCAGAUAUAUAGCAUUAACUUUGAUUUGCAUGUUGAACAUUUAAGUGUUGUCAUGAAUGUGCUGAGAAAGGAAAAAUUGUUUGCUAAUAUUGAAAAAUGUACCUUUUGCACUGAUGAUGUUGUGUUCUUGGGAUUUGUUGUGAGUUCUAAAGGGGUACAAGUUGAUGAGGAAAAGAUUAGAGUCAUCCAAGAGUGGUCUACCCCUAAGAAUGUGAGUGAAGUGAGAGGCUUUCAUGGGUUAGCUACUUUCUAUAGGAGGUUCUCCAAAAUGGCACAUUUCAUACCAUGCAAAAAGGUUAAUGAUGCUUGCCAUGUAGCAAACAUGUUUUUCAAGGAAGCUGUGCAACACCAUGGACUGCCCACAAGCAUUGUAAGUGAUAGGGAUACCAAGUUCUUAAGUCAUUUUUGGAGAACAUUGUGGGGAGAUGAAUUCAUAGCUUUGAGGACAAAUACUACCCAAGAAGGAGAGAAUGAUGUGGACAUAAAAGCCCAAACCCAAGAGGCCCAUGAUUAG
This is a messenger RNA of Cajanus cajan (pigeon pea), 1890 nucleotides long. The record is from RefSeq and is a predicted model, not a curated record. Lineage: Eukaryota; Viridiplantae; Streptophyta; Magnoliopsida; Fabales; Fabaceae.